This is a messenger RNA of Manduca sexta (tobacco hornworm), 2884 nucleotides long. RefSeq names its product S1 RNA-binding domain-containing protein 1. Lineage: Eukaryota; Metazoa; Arthropoda; Insecta; Lepidoptera; Sphingidae. The transcript is spliced from 12 exons. Gene Ontology annotation, molecular function: mRNA binding; structural constituent of ribosome. Gene Ontology annotation, biological process: nucleobase-containing compound metabolic process; translation. The record is from RefSeq and is a predicted model, not a curated record. The coding region runs from base 226 to 2598 and encodes 790 amino acids.
AAACAUGGCUCAUGAUGUUUGCAUGAGCUCAAAAUCAAACUUGUACUAAGUGCCGCCUCUUCCUACUACUAAGAAAAUAACGGUUCGCUACAGGCAUGAUACUUCAUACUAGAGCCACAAUUUAAAAAUUGAAGAAAACAGCUGUAUUGAUUUGGUAUCGUCAAAGGUAUCGUAUUGUCUUUAUCAGCCUUUGUAAGUUGAAAAUUCAAAUACACUACAAAUACAAUGGAUAAACCCACUAGAACUACUAGAAAAAGAAAAGUUGAGUUGUCUGAAGAUGAUUCACCGAAAAAAAAACCAAAGACUACUGCCAAACAAGGUUCUACCAGUAAAGUAAAUAAAGUUACGAAAACUAACAAGGAAAAAAUAGAAGUUAAUAAAGAAUUUGAGACAGAAAAUAUUAAUGAAGAUGAAGACCAAAAUGAUUGUAUUUGGGAUGAAUCAGAGAUGUUAUCGCAUGUUGAAAAAAUUCCCUAUGGGUUAGCCAAAAACUUUAUAGGUCUCUUGACCGAAGGAUGCACUUUACCAUUUAUUGCUAGGUACCGGAAAGUUGCAGUAAAUAAUUUGAUGCCUGAUAGACUCCAAGAUCUCUUUGAGAGCUAUCAGAAUGUGGUCCAGUUGAAGAAAAAAGUAAAAACAGUUUUAGCCACCCUUAAAAAAUCAAAUAAAUUAACACCAGAGGUUGAAAAAAGUAUUUUAAAUGCACAAAACUUGUCUGAAAUUGAACUUGUGUAUGCACCACUAAAAUCGCACUCUCUAUCAUUGGCUGAGAGGGCACGCAAAUUAGGCUUAGAACCUCAUUCCAUUAGGGCUUUGAAUGGUGAAUAUGUUGACAUGAAGAUGCUUUGCAGCAGUGAUGAUGACCUAUCCAGCAUUGAUAAAGUUGAUGCUCAUAUUACUCAUAUUAUUGCUGAUAUUAUUUACAAGGAUACUAGAGUUCUAGAGACAAUGAGGAGUUUGAAAGAAGAGACUAGAUUUAUAAUACAAAGUAGCAGAACUAAAAGUUCAACCAAAGAAAGCAAAGAACCCGAAAACAAAAAAGUAGAUCAAAAAUCGAAUCCAGAAACCUAUAAAAUUUACUUUGAUUGGAAAUGUCCGAGCCACUUUGUGAAACCACACCAAACUUUAGCUUUAAACAGGGGUGAGGAUGAAAAGAUACUAUCCGUUAAAGUUAUUGUUCCUGAUUGGUUUUACAAUAAAUUGGAGAAAUUCUGCCUAUCUUUGUGGAAAAGUGGUCAUUGGGUUCGCAAAGGACUUGGUGAUGCGUAUAAUCGUCUAAUAAAGCCCUGGUUGUCGCGACAAGUCAGAAAUGAUUUAACCAUUGCCGCACAAAAAGAAGCCAUAAAAACAUUCACAGCUAAUCUAGAGAAAUAUCUCUUAACGGAACCUAUUAAAAAUCGGGUUAUUAUGGGUUUAGAUCCCGGAUUCAAAGCUGGCUGUAAGGUAGGCGUUAUUAGUCCGACCGGGGACAAAUUGGAAAUAUGCACUCUACAUCCAGAUUUACGAUGUAAAAAUGCUAACGAUCCGGCAGCCACCCAACUCAAACACCUCUUACGGAAACAUAAAGUUGAUUUAAUAGGGUUGGGAAAUGGGACAGCGUGCCGCGAAACCGAAUCUUGGUUGAAAAAUCACCAAAUAUCUGAAGACAUCCCGGUCAUUAUAGUGCCUGAACAGGGCGCGUCCAUAUACUCCGUCAGUAAAGAAGCUCAGAAGGAACAUCCUAAUAUGGACCCUAAUUUAAUAUCGGCGUUGUCUAUAGCGAGAAGAGUUUUAGAUCCUUUGGGUGAACUAAUAAAGGUGGAACCAAAACAUUUGGGCGUUGGACUGUAUCAGCAUGACAUUCCACCGAAAAUGCUAGACUCGGCAUUAGAUUGUGCUGUUGAAAAGAUUGUCAGUUUAGUUGGUGUGGAUCUGAACACCGCAUCUCAAGCCAUGUUAAGACGUAUUUCAGGGUUAAAUGAGGGACGAGCGAAAAAGAUUAUAGCGUAUCGACAAGAGAACGGUGGAUUUAACUCCAGAGCGGAGAUUUUAAAGGUGACCGGCAUAGGAAAGAUAACUUACCAACAGUGCGCUGGGUUUCUCAAAGUGUUGGGCGGGUCGGAAAUCUUGGAUGCUACGAUUAUUCACCCGGAAAGUUAUAAAAUUGCGAAAACAUUCGCAAAAAAACUUGGUGUUGACUUAAAAGAGCUCUCGCAAUCACAUUUCCCAGAAUUAGUUGAGAGGAAGUUAUUAUCAAUAGAUGUUCAUGGAAUGAGCGAAGAGUUAAAGACGGACGAUUCUACACUAGAACUUAUAAUAAACGCUUUCAAGCAGAAGACUCAUGAAGAUAGCAUCAUAACGUUCUGUAGACCUGUUUAUUCUAUUUCGAUUCAAGCCACGGAACAAAUCCAGGAAGGAAUGUCUUUGACAGGUGUGGUAAGGAACGUAGUUCCGUUCGGCUGUUUUGUGGACUGCGGCGUGGGUGACAAUGGACUCAUACACAGAAGUAAAUUGAACGGGAACCAAACGCCGAAGCUUGGCGAUAGAGUCGCCGUCACUGUCAUCGCUUCGCCCAAACCAAAGAAACUACAGUUAAGACUUGACAAAAUACUUGACUGAUUUACUUUAGGUAACGCUAUGAUUAUUGUGAUAUAGAUUAAAAUCGAUUAAGGACCUUAAGCAGUUGGUAUAAAUGCUAAUUUAUAAUGACUAAUUCGAACUCCACCAAAAUGCCAUAUAGGUUGAGAAGAAGCCCAUAUUUUUUUAUGUAUUUUGUUAUUUUGCGCAUUUUUUGUUUUGUUCUUUAAUAUCUAUUUUUUACUCAAUAAGGCUAAUGGGUAAUAAUUGACAUUGAUUGUAAAAAUAAUCUUGUUUAUUAAUUAAGAAAAUAAACAAUUAACACGAA